AUGCCAAUGCUCACCAAUUUCUACGCCAUUCAAGAUUUAUCCCGGCACAACACCAAAGACGAUUGCUGGAUCCUCGUUGAUGGAAAGAGUCAAAAUGUUCAAAAGCUUUUUGUGAAUUUUAAAUCUGUUCCUAUAGACUUGUCUGUUAAGGUAUACGACGUGACACAAUAUUUGGAUGAUCAUCCUGGUGGAGAUGAUGUCAUCCUUGCUGCAACAGGAAAAGAUGCAACAGAAGAAUUUGAAGAUGCUGGCCACAGCAAAAGUGCAAGAGAACUCAUGGAGCAGUAUUGUAUUGGUGAGUUCGACCCAAUUUCCACCAAGCAACGUUAUUCUGAAAAGUUGAUGCAGUUGACAAAGCAAUAUUGGACUGUUCCGGUAACCGUUGUUGGUAUCUCAGUGGUUGCUGGUUUCUUAUACUUGCGUAAGAAGUAA
Sphenostylis stenocarpa is the source of this 432-nucleotide messenger RNA. The record is from the annotation of a GenBank genome assembly. NCBI's taxonomy places the organism in Eukaryota, Viridiplantae, Streptophyta, Magnoliopsida, Fabales, Fabaceae.